Molecule: messenger RNA, 1236 nt
Organism: Dama dama (fallow deer)
Lineage: Eukaryota; Metazoa; Chordata; Mammalia; Artiodactyla; Cervidae
Gene: ZFAND5
Product: zinc finger AN1-type containing 5
Exons: 6
Coding region: 509-1150 (213 amino acids)
Molecular function (GO): DNA binding; zinc ion binding
Source: RefSeq, a predicted model, not a curated record
UCAGUCGGCCGGAGCGCGGACCUGCCUGCAUCACCGUUUGGAGCUCGUCGUUCCCUGGAGCUGCACAGCUUCCACGGCGGUAGCGAAGCGUCAGAGAGCACCAUUCGCGGACCCUUGCGGUCCCCGGGCUUAGCUGCGCGUGCCCCGCUCGUCCUCGGAGUCAGCCAGACCCGCGGCCGGUGGAGGUGUGAGGCGACGACGGGCGAGCGCCGCGAGCAGCCCUAGCCGCUGCGGCCUUCUGUACUACUCUCUCCGCCCCCUCCUCCUCCGCCGCUCCCCCCACCGCGGCCCUCCCCCCACUUCCCGAGCUCCGGCGUGUCCCGGCCACGCUCGGGGCUGCUGCGGGAACAAAGGAGGACCCCGCGGCGGCGGCGCCACCUCCGCCUGCCGCUCCAGCCCGCGGCGGCGGCUCUCGGGUUUCCGGCUCGCCCCUCCCGGAGGGCUCGGCCCGGUCCCCACCUCGCCGGCGUCGUGCGCGAGCCCGGCUCCCGCGGUCGAAGACAGAAAAAUGGCUCAGGAGACUAACCAGACCCCAGGGCCCAUGCUGUGUAGUACAGGAUGUGGCUUUUAUGGGAAUCCUAGGACAAAUGGAAUGUGUUCUGUUUGCUACAAAGAACAUCUUCAGAGGCAGCAGAAUAGUGGCAGAAUGAGCCCAAUGGGGACAGCUAGUGGUUCCAACAGUCCUACCUCAGAUUCUGCAUCUGUACAAAGAGCAGACGCUAGUUUAAACAACUGUGAAGGUGCUGCUGGCAGCACAUCUGAAAAAUCAAGAAAUGUGCCUGUGGCUGCCUUGCCUGUAACUCAGCAAAUGACAGAAAUGAGCAUUUCAAGAGAGGACAAAGUAACUCCCCCGAAAACAGAGGUGUCAGAGCCAGUUGUCACUCAGCCCAGUCCUUCAGUUUCUCAGCCCAGUACUUCUCAAAGUGAAGAAAAAGCUCCUGAGUUGCCCAAACCAAAGAAGAACAGGUGUUUCAUGUGCAGAAAGAAAGUUGGCCUUACAGGGUUUGACUGCCGAUGUGGAAAUUUAUUUUGUGGACUUCACCGUUACUCUGACAAGCACAACUGUCCAUAUGAUUACAAAGCAGAAGCUGCAGCAAAAAUCAGAAAAGAGAAUCCAGUUGUUGUGGCUGAAAAAAUUCAGAGAAUAUAAAUUACUACUUGUGAAGAGACUGAUAAUUUGUUUUUAUUUUAAUAUACCGUAGGAAAACAUUAAAGAGCAGAUGCAUGGCCAUUUUC